This is a messenger RNA of Dioszegia hungarica, 1209 nucleotides long. RefSeq names its product peptidase. Gene Ontology annotation, biological process: proteolysis. Gene Ontology annotation, molecular function: metalloexopeptidase activity. The record is from RefSeq and is a predicted model, not a curated record. Bases 1 to 1209 code for a protein of 402 amino acids. The transcript has 10 exons. NCBI's taxonomy places the organism in Eukaryota, Fungi, Basidiomycota, Tremellomycetes, Tremellales, Bulleribasidiaceae.
AUGCGAGUUCUUAUUCCCGCCCUCUUUGCGCCUCUCAUCGCUUCCGCCUUCCCAACCUCCAAGCCCUUUGGGAUCCAGGAUGGGUCGUCCGAGCUCGUCGGUGGCAAUGGCCACGUCAACCUGCACAACGAUGUGCCGGGGUUCGACCUGGAUUUGAAUGAGCUGCGGCUGGUGCAGUUCUCGGAGGAUGAGCCGCCUGUGUGGAUCACUGAGCUCCAGAAGAUCGAGGCGAAAGGCAAGGGCAGGAAGCUCAUGGACAUUACCGAUACUCCCACACUCGGCUUCUCCAACUUCCUACUCCCUUCCUCGGUGACCACCAAGUACUCGUAUCCCACCCCGGGCAACUACUCGGCCGAGGUCAAGGGGUUGCAGAAGGGACUGAGCUUGGAUCACAUGAAGGAUUUCUUGAAGGAGUUCACCUCUUUCCGGACUAGGUAUUACCGCUCCGAGACGGGUAAGGCGUCGCAGCAGUUCCUUUUGAAGACCAUCAAGGAAAUCUCUCGGGACAACAAGCACAUCACAGUGCGCGAGUUUGACCACACGUGGGGCCAGAACAGUAUCAUCGCCCGGUUCCACCCCAAAUCAGACAAGAACGAGGACAAGCCGGUCGUCAUCAUUGGCGCGCACCAGGACUCUACUAACCAGUGGCCGUUCCUUCCCGCACCCGGAGCAGAUGACGACGGAUCCGGAACGACCUCUUCGCUCGAGGCUUUCCGCGCGCUUGUACAUGGCAACUUCACGCCCGAGACGCCCGUAGAGUUCCACUACUACUCUGCCGAAGAGGGUGGACUGCUCGGCUCGCAGGCUGUCGCCAAGUCGUAUGAGGAUGCGGGGAAGAAGGUGCUCGCGAUGCUGCAGAUGGACAUGACUGCGUGGGUUAAGAAGGGUACCAAGGAGUCUGUGGGGAUCAUCCAGGACUUUGUCGACCCUGACCUGACCGACUUUAUCUACAAGACUGUGGAGAAGUAUCUCGAUAUCAGCCCCGUCAAGACCCAAUGUGGGUACGCGUGCUCGGACCACGCCAGCUUCCGCAAGGCAGGAUACCAGUCUGCGUUUGCAAUCGAGAGCACUUUUGAGAACUCGAACCACAAUAUCCACUCCACCCAGGACACGACUGACCACCCCGAGUUCUCCUUCACCCACAUGCGAGAAUUCUCCAAGCUUUGCAUCGCCUUUGCGAUUGAGUUGGCUGGGAUCGCGUCCCGCUAG